AUGAAUUCAAUAUCAGCGCCUAGCAACAUUGGGCUACAAUUUCGAGGAAAUAUUUGCAAUACCAAAAUGAAAAUCGUAGAGAAGGCAGGGGAGAUUUUGAAACUAAGCUUCAAUUCUUCAUUCAAUUCUUGUAUAUUGAACAAUGAUAAACGAAGGUCUUCAUUGUUGGUGAGUGCGUGUUUUGAUGGUAGCUUCUGGGGAUUGGAUACAGUUGAUGGAAUGAAACACGCGUCGUUGGCCCCUUUUACGCCAAGCAAAUUGGCAAACGAAAGCACCGCACAAACAGCCCUUGAUGGCUUCUUGCGUGGAAUGUUCGUGGAGGAUAAGUUUGUGUAUAGGCAGAAUUUUGUGGUCAGGUCUUAUGAAAUUGGACCAGAUAAAACUGUCACUAUUGAGACACUCAUGAAUUUUCUCCAGGAAACUGCUCUAAAUCAAGUCUCUAGCUUUGGAGUAAGUGGGAACGAUUUUGGAACUACUCGCGAGAUGGACCUUCGCAAAUUGAUUUGGGUUGCUACUCGUAUUCAAGUUCAAGUACAGAGAUAUAGCAAAUGGGGAGAUGAAAUUGAAGUUGAUACUUGGUUUGAUGCUGCUGGAAAAAAUGGAAUGCGAAGAGAUUGGAUAAUCAGGGAUCAUUGCACUAAAGAGAUUAUAGCCAGAGCAACGAGCACAUGGGCGAUUAUGAAUAGAGAAACAAGAAGAUUAUCUAAGAUACCUGAAGAAGUUAAACAAGAGAUCGUUCCUCUCCACUGUGAUAGGCUUGCCAUUGCUAGUGAAGAAAAAGAUUGUCAGAAGAUACACAAACUCACUGAUGAUACUACUGAUAGAGUUCGAUCUGGGAUGACUCCAAGAUGGACUGACAUGGACGUUAACCAGCAUGUUAACAAUGUGAAAUAUAUUGGGUGGAUUUUGGAGAGUGUGCCAAGAGAAGUGUUAGUUGAUUACAAUAUGACAAGCAUGAAGCUGGAGUUUCGACGUGAAUGUACGCAAUCAAAUGUGUUAGAAUCUAUGACUAGUCCACCAUGCACCGUUACAGAUGCUUCCAACCAUGACUCUGUUGGGAGAAAAAUUGACCUGCAAUACACACACCUACUUCGUCUGCAAGAUGAUAAAACAGAAUUGGUCCGAGCCAAAACAGAAUGGCAUCUUAAGCAAAAGCAAAAGUGA
Abrus precatorius (Indian licorice) is the source of this 1164-nucleotide messenger RNA. Its product is annotated as palmitoyl-acyl carrier protein thioesterase, chloroplastic-like. Bases 1 to 1164 code for a protein of 387 amino acids. The record is from RefSeq and is a predicted model, not a curated record. NCBI's taxonomy places the organism in Eukaryota, Viridiplantae, Streptophyta, Magnoliopsida, Fabales, Fabaceae. Gene Ontology annotation, molecular function: acyl carrier activity; fatty acyl-[ACP] hydrolase activity. Gene Ontology annotation, biological process: fatty acid biosynthetic process. The transcript is spliced from 6 exons.